AGGCUUAAGCAUUAGCUCACUCGCUUUUUUGAGCCUUGGCAGUGUCUCACGAUACCAUCUUAGUUCUAGGUUUUUUUAUUUUAUUAGUAUUUUGUGAACAUGAAGUAUGUUUUAGUUUUAUUAAUGUGUGUUUUGGCGGGAGUUGCUACUGCAGAGAAGGAUGUUAUCAGAAUACCACCGAAUAUACUCCAAACCGCUUUGAAUUGCUUGGCCGAGACAGGCGUGAAUCCAGAGGUACUGCCCCAAUUUGGCAACCCGCACAUGUACGACAAAAACAACGACAAAAGAGUACAUAAGUUCAUAAAUUGCACUUUCACGAAAGUGGGAUAUGCGAAGAAGAAUGGACACGUGAGAAUCGACAGGGUUACCGAGGUUUUAUCUAAGGAUAUCGACGCCAACAAACGAGCAGGACUUAAGAAGGUGAUGGAAGAAUGCAAUAAAGAAAAUGGUAGUGAUGCGGCAGAGACCACGUUUAGGAUAUUCGGAUGUUUCAUCAAGAAUUCGCCUGUCAAACUUUCUUUAUCUUGAAUAGGGAGUUAAUUAGGACUGAAGAUUUAUCCCGUUAUUAAUAAAAAAGUUAAGCACACUUUAAGCAAAAUUAUGUUGUGUCACUAACGCACUUUAUAAUAUUUGAAAUUGACAGAAAGAGACUCAACUAUUUUUAUGAAUAACAGAGUUAUAAGUUUAUAAUUGCUAGCAAGUUAAAAUGUUUAAUUGUGACCAAAUUUUAGAUCUAAGAAAUUAUUCCGUGAACUAAGAUUAGUAAGUAGUGUAUUCUUUCAAUGGAUCGACAAUAAAAAUUAUGUUUUAUAUUUGUCAAGCUUUGGAUAUCGAUCAAAAGAAUUUUUCAUUUUUUUAUUAAUAAUUUUGUAUAGCUUCAGAAAAUAUAGCCUACCAUUUUUAUAUUUUAUGACAUAAAUAAACGGUGAAAAAAAAAAUUGCUAUAUAUAUUUCAGUAUUUUACAAGCUGAAGCUUGUAUGCUUUAUGAAAAGCUGGCUAUAGCUGGCUUAAUUAAUUUAAUUGAAUAAAAAACCUAAUCUUUCGUUUCUA
Plodia interpunctella (Indianmeal moth) is the source of this 1051-nucleotide messenger RNA. RefSeq lists its product as uncharacterized. NCBI's taxonomy places the organism in Eukaryota, Metazoa, Arthropoda, Insecta, Lepidoptera, Pyralidae. Gene Ontology annotation, molecular function: odorant binding. The record is from RefSeq and is a predicted model, not a curated record. The transcript has 2 exons. Bases 100 to 528 code for a protein of 142 amino acids.